GCGUUGUUCUAGCCGCUAGCUCCUCCUGGAGAUCACACACCUAUACCAUACCACAGUUCAAGUCGGGAUCUCUGUUCGGUUUGGGGUUCGGUCGGAUCGCGUCGCAUUGGCUGGGGGAAUAUAAAUUUAUUCUGUGACUGCCACAGGAUGCUCGUUUGAUGCCCCUGCGAUCGCUGUGCUGGAUUAAAACAAAUGCGAUUUGAAGAUGCUGCACCUGCAUCGCCACUUGAACUUGCUCUGGCUCCUCUGCGCUCUACUGGGAUACUUUGCGCAUCCUGCCAGAGCCGAAAUCGAGUAUAACACCAUCAACGAGGAUGGAUCUUUUCAGUUUCGACAUGCAAAUGAUGACAUUGGCGGCUACUAUCACAGCGCCUCGGGCACUCCGGACAACACGGUGCGAGGUCGCUACGGUUCGCGGAGUCCGGCGAGCGGCCAGAUAGAGGAGACCGUCUACACGGCCGGACCACGUGGAUUUCGCGCGAAUGGACCGAAGAUUCAUCGCAAAAUGGACCUGGCCCAGUAUCCGGUUCUGCCCCGGGGAAGUCCUGAUGAUCCCCUGGCCGAUCCCUUCGACGAUCCCUCCUACAGCUUUAGUUUUCGAACUCCAGAUCAAUCGCGCAGCGAGGAGAAUGAUUCGGGCAACAGGAUAAGGGGACUCUACUCCUACUUGGACGACGUGGGCGAGCGGCACAGUGUCCGCUAUGCCGCUGGAGCCGGAACCGGUUUCGAGAUCUCCAACACUGUGCCGGACAGUCCAUCCACGGUGGCCUACUCCAGUCCCCUGUACAAAUCCCAUCCCAAGACGCGUGGCAAGAUGGCAGUGCAAAGAGGGCCGGCUGGUAGCUAUAAGCUGAUCGCGUCUGGGCCGGAUCACCGGAGGGCAGAGAGUCGCGCUCCCGAUGGCCUGGUGCGGGGCACCUACUCCUUCCUGGACGACAAGGGCGUGCAGCGGACCGUGGAGUAUAUAGCAGGAGCGGGCAUUGGCUACAGGGUGGUGCACAAUCGCAUUGGUCCCGGCACCCACAUCAAUCCUUCCGUGGCGGAUUUCCGUCUGGCUGAUCCGGAUUUCCGGCUGGCCAAUGAUUUUGGCAGGGGAGCAGGUGGUGGCUUAGGCCCCAAAGGAGGUGGGGGAGGAUCUGGUAGUUCGGGAGGAGCAGGAGGAGCAGGUGGGGUUGGAAGUGCUGCAGGCAGGGGCCGCACGUCAGGUAGACCAGGAGGCAAAGAUUACCUAAAGCCAGCUGAUAGUGGAAGACCAAGGGAUCAAGGAGAGGGUGAUGGAGCCGGGGCAGCAGAUGAUGAUCUCGGAUCCCCUGAUGAUGACCAAGGGGAUGACGUUGGAAUAAGCAGCAGUUCCUCUGGCUCCAGCAGCUUCAAUGGCAAGGAGGAUCGAAGGGGAUACCCAGCGGGAAGUUCCCAAAGGGGCAGCACUAGAUACGAUGGUGGGGGAGGUAGCUCCCAGAGAGGCGGCGGUGGUGGAGGUGGUGGCUCCACAAGGAUCAAUGCUAGUGGUUCGCGAAACAGGAACCGAUUUGGUGGUGGAGGAAGUGUCUCUGCUGAGCGGGGAGCAGGAAGGGGAGAGGCAGCAGGCGGAGGAGGCAGUCGCCGAGGUGGUGGGGGUGGCGGUGCUGCCUCCAGCGAGGGCGACUCUGGCCUGGGCUACCUGCCGCCCACAGGUGGCUCGGGCACCAGUGCCAUCAGCGGACCCGGGGACAACUACCACCUCAACGACGACGAUGUGGGCAGCUCGCUGCCUCCCCUGGUCACCGCCAACCACCGCAUCCUGGAGAUCGAUCGGGACAGGGAGUGGGUCCAAAGGCAUCGCGACUCGACGGUGAUCAAGAACGUGGGCAAAUGGUAUGUGGGUCUGCCGCCGGGCCAGAGUGUGCGCGCCCAUGUCCAGAACAUCGACAUAGUGCCCCUGGGCGGAAGGAUCGGUCUCUCGCCCUCGGAGGCACUGCGUCAGGACGAGAUCGCCGAGCUGAAUGCCUCCAGGGAGCACUGAUCGGAUGUGUAGCUCGUAGUGCGUAGCCCUAAGUGAUCAGUGUUAAGUAACCGAAUCCGAAACUGGGUUGACUUCACGUGGAAACUGUAACAGUAUUUAAAGCGGAAUACAUUUUAUGCCUGUA
Drosophila biarmipes is the source of this 2126-nucleotide messenger RNA. RefSeq names its product fibroin heavy chain (gene Cpr73D). NCBI's taxonomy places the organism in Eukaryota, Metazoa, Arthropoda, Insecta, Diptera, Drosophilidae. Gene Ontology annotation, cellular component: chitin-based extracellular matrix. Gene Ontology annotation, molecular function: structural constituent of chitin-based larval cuticle. The record is from RefSeq and is a predicted model, not a curated record. Bases 206 to 2002 code for a protein of 598 amino acids. The transcript is spliced from 4 exons.